Mercurialis annua (annual mercury) is the source of this 2336-nucleotide messenger RNA. RefSeq names its product pentatricopeptide repeat-containing protein At1g09900. The record is from RefSeq and is a predicted model, not a curated record. Gene Ontology annotation, molecular function: protein binding. The transcript has a single exon. Lineage: Eukaryota; Viridiplantae; Streptophyta; Magnoliopsida; Malpighiales; Euphorbiaceae. The coding region runs from base 323 to 2107 and encodes 594 amino acids.
UAACAAUUCGGCUCUUAACACUCACCUCUGCAGAAGCAAGACGACAUAAAAACUAGAUAAGCAGCAGCAGCAGCAGCAGCAAGGCUUCCAAACAUAAGCUUCUUCACAUUUUAAAUUAUUUCAUAGAACAAUCUUCAAGGUAAGCCUGCCUACCAAUUUUCUCUUUUUCGCUAAAUUCAUAGCCACUUGUAAAACGCCACGUUCAGCUGUGUACCUAUUUAUCCAAGAAACAUAAACAGAGUGUGCACAGCCCUCAUACUAGUUCUGUUUCCAGCAUGUAUGCUUGAUUUCUAGGUUCAGUGCUGUAUAAGUUGUUGAUAAUAUGGAUUUCAUAGUUCAUACUAAUCAUUCCCAUGAAGGGUACUGCUCAUAUCAGCAGUUACUUAGAGAAAAUACAAGAAGAACUAGCAGUGGUUUUACUGGAGUUAGGGUUAGGGCUCGACUAAAUUUGACCAAGAAAACUUACGUAGGUCUUACAAAGUUAAAACAGGGUCGAGUUUUUGCUGUUUCUAGGACCAAUGAUAAACUUCAAAGUCUUGAUAAGCCACCAAAUGGGCAUUUUGGAAAUGGACAUGUUAAUUUGAAUCCUAUACAUUCUUUGGCCAAUUUUGAGGAAAUUGAGAGCAAUAAUCAUCUCCGUAGAUUGGUUAGGAAUGGGGAAUUAGAGGAAGGUUUUAGGUUUCUCGAGAGCAUGGUUUAUCGUGGGGAAAUUCCUGAUAUAAUCCCUUGCACUAGUUUAAUCCGUGGGUUUUGUAAGAUUGGAAAGACUAAGAAAGCAACCCAAAUUAUGGAGAAAAUAGAGAAUUCUGGUGCGGUUAUUGAUGUAAUUACUUACAAUGUAUUGAUUAGUGGGUUUUGUAAGGCUGGCGAGAUUGAUAAUGCCUUAAAGGUUUUGGACCGAAUGAGUGUGGCUGCUGAUGUUGUUACUUAUAAUACAAUUUUACGAACUUUGUGUGAUAAUGGGAAAUUAAAGCAAGCAAUGGAAGUUCUUAAUUGGCAGUUGGAGAAGGAAUGUUAUCCAGAUGUGAUUACAUAUACUAUAUUGAUUGAAGCAACUUGUAGGGAAGGUGGAGUUGGGCAGGCUAUGAAGCUUUUAGAUGAGAUGCGGACGAGAGGAUGCAAACCAGAUGUGGUUACUUAUAACGUUCUCGUCAAUGGGAUUUGCAAGGAAGAGGGGUUGGAUGAAGCGAUAAAGUUCUUAAACAGCAUGCCAUCAUAUGGAUGCCAACCUAAUGUGAUUACUCAUAACAUUAUUUUGCGCAGCAUGUGCAGUACUGGGAGGUGGAUGGAUGCAGAGAGGCUUCUGGCUGAUAUGGUUCGUAAGGGUUGUUCUCCUAGUGUUGUUACUUUCAACAUAUUGAUUAAUUUCUUAUGCCGUAAGGGUUUAUUAGGUCGGGCAAUUGACAUUUUGGAGAAGAUGCCUAAGCAUGGAUGCACUCCAAAUUCAUUAAGUUACAACCCAUUGCUUCAUGGUUUUUGUAAAGAAAAGAAGAUGGAAAGGGCAAUCGAGUAUUUAGACAAAAUGAUUUCUCGGGGUUGUUAUCCUGAUAUCGUGACCUACAACACUUUACUAACUGCAUUAUGCAAAGACGGGAAAGUUGAAGCUGCAGUUGAGUUGCUUAAUCAGCUGAGUAGCAAAGGGUGCUCGCCUGUUUUAAUCACUUACAAUACUGUGAUUGAUGGGCUUUCCAAGGCAGGGAAAACAGAUGAAGCUUUGGAACUUUUGGAUGAGAUGCGCGCAAAGGGUCUCAAGCCUGAUAUAAUCACCUUCUCUUCACUUAUCGGCGGACUAAGCAGAGCAGGAAAAGUUGACGAAGCAAUUAAGCUUUUUCAUGAUUUGGAAGUUAUAGGUGUUAGACCCAAUGCUAUUACCUUUAAUGCGAUCAUGCUUGGACUCUGUAAGGCUCGACAGACUGAGCGUGCAAUUGACUUCUUGGCUUAUAUGGUGUCAAGGAGAUGUAAGCCUACUGAAGCAUCGUACACCAUCCUCAUUGAAGGCCUGGCUUAUGAAGGUUUAGCUAAAGAGGCUUUAGAGUUGUUGAAUGAGCUGUGCUUAAGAGGAGCUGUCAGGAAAAGUUCAGCUGAACAGGUGGCAGUCAGGAUGUAGAUGCUGUUAUGUCAUCUUUUGCUCUCAGGUCAGAUUAUGCCAUUCUGGCCUAUUGUUACUUAUUCCCUUGAAUUUUGCUGUCCAUGCUCGUCGUAAAAGCCUUGCUUUACUUUUUUCCUCAUAUUCUAGUUUUAACAUUCUCAUAAUGAGCAAAAUUCAAGUUCAGUUUUAUUAUUAUGUUCUUAUACUCUGCUUGGUUUUGAUCAUGAAUAGUUAUCCUGUUAUCCAA